This is a messenger RNA of Menidia menidia (Atlantic silverside), 1428 nucleotides long. The record is from the annotation of a GenBank genome assembly. NCBI's taxonomy places the organism in Eukaryota, Metazoa, Chordata, Actinopteri, Atheriniformes, Atherinopsidae.
UUGGCCUUAAGGGUCACCAACCGCUUCGAGAAGCUCAGAGCAACCACUGUCAGAAACGGUUGCACCACGGACCGGGGACCAGGAGAGUUUGGAUAUUCCUCAUACGAACAAACUAGAUUACCAUGAAGUCCGCAAGCCUAAUUAUCCUGGCAUCUCUCGUGAUCUGCAAAUCAACGCUAUCAGAAGAACAGGGCAUCUCAGCCGAGGAUGGGACGGACCGAAGGACCACCAUAGACGACAUCAUACUACAUAAAGCAGAAAGUCUCCUGUUGCGAUCCAUCAUCAAAAAGCUGCAAGAAGAAGACGACAGAUAUGAUGGAGUCUUCCCUCAGGCAGAAUGGGUGACAAAAAGACAGCAUCCCGGUAAAAGAUACAUAAAUGAUUUGGAGAAGCGGCAGCAUCCAGGCCGGAGAGAAGAGGACGAAGAUGAAAUAGACUUGGACGUGCAAAAGAGACAGCACCCGGGCAAGCGCGAAGAAGAAAUGCACGCGUCCAUGGGGUUCCAGAAAAGGCAGCAUCCGGGAAAGCGCUCAAUGGCUGGACACGUUUCUGAAAGCCCCAUCAUUCUGUUCAGUGAACUUUCCAAACGGCAGCACCCAGGCAAGCGUUACCUGGUGCUGCACAGCAAGCGCCAACACCCAGGUAAGCGCCUCACCGAGGAGGAGGACGGCGAAGAGGACUGGGGCAUGGAUGAAGAAGACGAGCUCCCCGAACUGGAGAAGCGUCAACACCCGGGAAAACGCUUUUGGGAGAACUCGAAUCCGGAAUUGGGCACAAACAGUCCGUGUGAUCUUUUUGACUCUGAGAGCUGCCGUAAAACCAGUUUGCUGCUCGACUUUUUAGACAACAUUACCAAGAGCCACGAUGAAGAGAAGCGACAGCACCCGGGGAAAAGGUCUGCAGCAGAGGAGGAUUUGGUGGAGGGAGAGUAGGGCGAACUAAUCUAGUCUGCGCAUAUUGCUUUAGUGUAAAGAAAUCAAUGUAUAAAUUAAGUGAUCAUAAUGUAAAAGUCUUCUGAUCAUUUAAGCUUUUGAGCUAUUUUUCUUCGAUAGAUAGUUACUGUAUUAUUAAAGCAAAGUAUUUAUCUGAUAUAUUUUGGACGAGUGUGCGUAUAAUUUUCCUCCAAACUUUACAUUUUUGCUGUACAUAUACGGUUUUCAGAACAGUUUGUGACCCUAAGACUAUCUAUUGUUUAUCGUUAUAGAACCAUAGGAGGCUCUUUGGUUCAUAAUUCUACUUCUGCUUACAGUGUUGGGAUGAAAGCAUCAGACUGCUGGCUUCUGCGCCGUCGCCUCUGUGAGGCGGCGCGCGCGAGGCUGGACGCCUGAGUCACGAGACUGACCAUGGCUGCGUUCACAGCAAGGGAAUCCCUUCACUAAUUGAUUUGUGUUAUAUUAUUUUCUACUUGUGUAAAUAUAAAGGAUUCCG